Molecule: messenger RNA, 2034 nt
Organism: Gymnodraco acuticeps
Lineage: Eukaryota; Metazoa; Chordata; Actinopteri; Perciformes; Bathydraconidae
Product: myelin-oligodendrocyte glycoprotein-like
Exons: 4
Coding region: 139-825 (228 amino acids)
Source: RefSeq, a predicted model, not a curated record
GGCGUUGCCAUGGCGUAGAUGGGAAACUCCCUCUUUUUCCUGGUCUUUGUUUAAAAUGCUCUGCCAGUAAAGCAUUAUACAUCAGUAAAGUCUGUGGGGUUUUUUCUGUCUGUCUGCAGGAUUAUUACACACAUUAUUAUGGACUGUGAUGGGCUGUUCUACAGUGUUUCACCCUCGCCUGUAAAAUUACGCUUUAUCUUCGUCGUUCUUUGGCUUUUUUCACCACCUGCUGCCGGUCAGCCUCAGGUGAUUGGUUCCCUUCAGUCAAUCAGAGCAGCUCCAGGUGAUGACAUCAACCUCCCGUGCCACGUGGAGCCUCCGAUAAAUGUGUCAGGACUGACCGUUGAGUGGUCGAGGCCCGACCUGAAGCCGGACCCCAACGACCGCCUGAGCAGAGUGGAUUACGUUCAUCUUUAUCGCGACAGAAGGGAAGUCACAGAUAUAAAGAUCUCGUCGUACGUGGGGCGGACGCUGCUGUCCACAGAGGGCUUGGGGAAAGGAGACAUAUCCCUCAAGAUCUACAACGUGACGCUUGAAGACGAGGGGAGAUUCAGAUGCUUCAUCCCGAAAUUAGAGGGUCAAAAAAAGUCUGCAAUCGUUGUUCUCGUUGUUGAGCAAAACUCCCCGACAACAGAGACGCCACUGCAAUCUAGAGAUCUCCAAACUCCCGAUCCUAAGGAAGAAACGGCCGAUAAAGGUGUGUCCAGUCGCAGCAAUGUGAUCCCAGUCGUGGUUUUCAGCUGCCUUUCGGUGUUCCUGUUAAUGGUAAUUUUAACAGUGGGUGUAACAAAAUGUCGAAAACCAGAAGUAAGUAACGUGAUCUAAUUUAAUACUUGAGUAUAAAUCAGUUAUCAUUUAAUUGAUAAGUAUUCUCUGCUAGAAAAAAACAUAUACUUUCUUCCUGUAUGUGAAAAGGAGACAGUUGAAUACUUAUUUAUUAUUCAUUUGCCCUGAAGCAGAGAUUUUGCUUCACGGAAAUGAUAAUACGCACUACGGAAAUCAACCUCUCCCACUACAGAGAGACACACUGGCCCGCAGAAGGAUAUAGUUGAAUUAACAUUUGACCCUGAUGUGGAAAGUGUUUAUACAACAUGAUAAAGGCGAUCAUUUCAAGCAAUCUGGGUAUUUCCAAGAAGCUUUAUCAUGCGCCUUCAGCAGGACAUACACAGAAAGGUCCAUUUGAAGGGUCUAAAUACUUCAUUAAGUACUUGUUCAUGACUCCUUUAAUUUCCCUUGAUUUUUUUCAGUUGUUAUUUAAGUACUGAAUACAUGUUCAAUGUGUGUGUAGCAUGAGGGUGAGGCAGCUUAUAAUUUAUUUAUUGUGUUGUUAUAAAUGUUCUAAUAAUGACUGAUUUGUAUUCUAAAAUGUUCCAACAAAGCAGCACUUAUUCAGUGAGCAUUGUGCCUUCUGUGAUCUUAAAGGUUAAAAUAUCUCUUGUUUAUUUUUUCCACUUUACAUAACAAGUUAACAAGUUAUUUCUGUGUGCAGUGUUUUGCUCUGUGUGUAAAAAUAAUCAGCAUAGCGUUAAACGUUACCUGUUCACGCUGUUUAACGAGGUAUUGUUCAUCUUUUAAGUUAUUUUUGGAUGUAUUUAAGUUAUUCUGUUAGUGUUUUCAAUCAUUAUCCAAGACUUUAUCCAAUGUUACUUGAGAUUGUUUCAAAACUAGUUCAUUUGUUACGACAUUUUAAGUGAAGUAUAAUUUUUGUGAUUAUAUAAUAGUUGCUAAAUAAAAACAAUGUGCUUGCAUCAUGUUGUAAUAUCUGUGCGGGAGUUCAGUGUUUACUCAACAAGGGAAAGAUAAUUUAAGCUGACAGUACAUCUAACCCUCCUUAUCGUAUUUAUGUAUGUGUUUAUUAUAAAACAGUCAUUUACUCCAUGGCUUUUGUCAUCUGUGAGCUCUUGCUAGAAGAUUCAUACAUAAACACCAGUGUGUUGCUGUAACCUUCAUCCUUCAUACUAAAUCACCUAAUCAUCGGCUUGUCUGCUGCCUAAAAAGAGAACAUCAGCUGUUCAUCAGUCAUGGAAAUAAAGU